GGCAGCUCCAGAGAUAGACUUGUGCUGCCAAGUCUGAUAUAAAAGAGCAUCCAAGGUCCACCAACAUAACAUAAAUUUAUUUCCCGUUGGAUAAGGAGGUGCAGGGCAUUCCUACCAGCAACAUAACCAGUUACAGGAAUGGACUGCCAUUAUUCUGUCUGGGGAGUUUUGGCCUUUCUAAGUUUGGCUCUGAUUUUUUCACUGAUACUGAAUAUUUCACACUAUAUGAAAAAGAAGCAAGAAGCUAAAAUGUAUAAAGACAAUGAAGAAAACACUCAAAGCUGUGAUGACUGUAACACAGGAUAUGACCCAGUCUAUGGCAAUCUCAGUCAAAACAUUUUAGAGGAAUGUUGUUACGAACAGAUGAAGUCCCAGCCUCAGAGGCCAGUUAAUGAACUACAGGUGGAAUCAGUUGAUCAGAUGUGUUACGCCUCACUUGAUCACAGCAGCAAGGGAAAACGCAGAAAACCAAGGAGGAAGAAAGACCCUCCAUUAGAGGAUGAAGAAGGAAGACUAUCUAAGUCCAACAUUACAGCUUCCAAAGUUUGCAUUUACCUUAACAGUGAGCAACUGGCUGCUGAAAAUACAGCAAACAUAGAAGCCAUUCAUGACGAUCCCAUAAGGUUAAUGGGUUUAAUUCAUAGGACAAAUGGAGAGAACAUUUGAAGUGGCUUCAUCAACCAAAUAUGAAAUCAAACUGAGAUCAGCUUUAUUCAUUCUGGAAGAACAGUGAAUGAUCAGAGACAAUACUUGGCAAACUUAAAUAACAAACAAUGGUGUGAUGCAGCUAAGUACAAUAUUCCAAGUCAUCUUCUAAGAAAAUAUAUGGAUUAAGCAAAAAAUAGCUGCAGGUUCAUUCUGCCCUUUUAAAGAACCUUUCCUUCUGAAUGCAUUUUGAAAGGGAGCUCUGAACACAGAGAUAGUAGUUUCUGUGUGGUAAAGUAAAAUUAAUUCUUUGUUUAAAAACAACCAUCAACCUUCAUACAGCCCCAGAAGACCCAUUAAGUUGCCUGUUGGAGAUUGACGAUCCCUGAGGUUUCUUCCAAUCCAGGCCAUUCUGUAAUUCUGUGAUUCCUACAGUGCACAGCAUGGGUGCCCAACCCUUCAGCUUGCCCAGGCUGCACUGAGUGAGAAGAAAUUGUCUUGGACCAAUGUUUUCAUUGUUGCUGAAUAAUGGGGUGCACUCAGGACCAGUGUGGACUGCUUGGUUGGGAAGAGCAACUACCAUGAUGGCACAGGGUGUAGAGUGAGGCUAGCUGACUUGGGCUUCAUGCAGCAUGUUAUAUAUAUCUCCUCACUUUCCUUUUGUGGACAAUAUUGGCAUAAUCUCAAAUCUUCACUCCUCUACUAACAUAACACUGUAUUCAUUUGUAUUCAAGG
Messenger RNA from Coturnix japonica (Japanese quail), 1380 nucleotides. RefSeq names its product T cell receptor associated transmembrane adaptor 1 (gene TRAT1). NCBI's taxonomy places the organism in Eukaryota, Metazoa, Chordata, Aves, Galliformes, Phasianidae. The record is from RefSeq and is a predicted model, not a curated record. Gene Ontology annotation, cellular component: T cell receptor complex. Gene Ontology annotation, biological process: positive regulation of T cell receptor signaling pathway; negative regulation of receptor recycling.